Messenger RNA from Leishmania mexicana MHOM/GT/2001/U1103, 2226 nucleotides. RefSeq names its product putative long-chain-fatty-acid-CoA ligase. Lineage: Eukaryota; Euglenozoa; Kinetoplastea; Trypanosomatida; Trypanosomatidae. The record is from RefSeq and is a predicted model, not a curated record. Bases 1 to 2226 code for a protein of 741 amino acids. Gene Ontology annotation, molecular function: medium-chain fatty acid-CoA ligase activity. The transcript has a single exon. Gene Ontology annotation, biological process: fatty acid metabolic process.
AUGUUCCGCGUCUUUACCUCCCCAAUACUCGCCAAGGUACCCUACGCCACCCUGUUUGAGUACAACCAUGUCCUCAAGAAGGUGUUUGAGGCCCAGCCGUCAAAGGUGGCGCUGAGACAUGAGGUGCCGGGGAUGCCCGAGGUGCAGUUCACGUACGGGCAGUUGCAGCGCGACGUAGUGGCCAUGGCGGACGCGAUGGUUCGGCGCAAAGAGGCAGUGGCGCAGGCGCGCGGCGAGACUUCGCUGAGCUGGCUGCAGCCAAGCAGGCCGGCGCACGUGCGUAGCGUGUUCGCGCAAGGCGAACGGACACCGAGCUGCGACUACAUGAAGGACACAGGCUUCUACACGACGUCCGUGUUGUGCGGCCCGGGGUACACGUAUGCUGUGUCGCUGCUGGCGAGCUGGUCACUGAACCAGCUGGUCACACCGAUGUCCGUGUCUCAGCGGUAUAAGGAUGAACUGAUGUACGUGCUGAAGCACAGCGGCAGCCGCAGCAUUGUGGGCAACACAAAUCUGCUGAAGGAGAAGUUACCUGCCGAGUACGAGGAGCUGUACGUUCGCGCUGAGGUGGACAUCGAUAAAAUCCCGCAGAGUGCGUCGAGGGAACCAAAGCUGCCCGAGAACUCCAGCGUCACCUCCAACACGUUCCUCGUCGACACCGUCUACGACGCCACUCUUCUCGUUCGCGACAUCACUGCAAAGCGUGAUACUAAGGAGACCGCCAUGCUGGAGACGGAGUGGCUACCGCCCGCGAAGAGCGCCUGUGCACCGAUGCAGAGCGCUCAGGAUCUCGUGAAGCGUCUCGACGACGAAAAGGCCGCCGCCAAGGCUCGCGAGUUGGAUCGGCACGCAGAGAUUGUGCAGCAGGAACAUCUCCUCCGGAACCGUGCGCCCACGGAAGCCACGGGAGGUGCUGUUCCUGCCGGGAGCGACGUGGACGGUGAUGGCCUCUUCUGCUUCGACUCCGGGCACCUUGAUGGACUGAAUCCCGUUUACCAGCGCUGGCACGCUAUGCCGUGGGCACGCCCCACCAAGUAUGACGACUGCCUCAUGCUCUACACCUCCGGCACGACGGCAAAGCCGAAGGGCGUCGUGCACACCCACGCCAGCGUGACCAACAUGGUGAAAGUGCUGCAGGAUGCGUGGCAGUGGAGAGAUACGGACAGCAUUCUUCACGUCUUGCCGUGGCACCAUGUACACGGCCUUGUAAACAUUCUUCUGUGCGCCAUCGCGUCGAAUGCUCGUUGCGUAGUGACCACCUUCGACGACGCUGCGCGGGUGGCCCAUCGGCUCGAGCAGGGCGACAUCACGCUCUUUAUGGCGGUGCCCACCGUCUAUGCGAAGCUCAGUGAUGCCGUGCAGCGCAAGUUCAGCCCCGUUGAGAAGACCGGAUUCCGAAAGGCUUGCAUGGAAUCUGUGCGCCUCAUGGUCUGUGGCAGCGCACCCCUGCCGGUGCCCACGCUCAACCAGUUCUGCGAGCUCUCGGGUCACACGCUGCUAGAGCGCUACGGCAUGACAGAGAUCGGCAUGGCCCUCAGCCAGCCGCUCCACCCCAUCUCCGACCGGCACCCCGGAACGGUAGGCUCGCCGUUGCCGACAGUGAAGACGUAUGUGCACCAGCCGGAGACGGCGGAGGCGAUGGAGCAGGCGUCGGCAAAGGAGGCGGAGUACGACGAGGUGGGUGGGCUGAGUAUCGCGUCGGAGUCGCUGUUCGACCGCUACUGGAACAAUGCGACGGCGACGAAGAAGGAGGUGCGGACGAAUGCGGCAGGGAUGCGGUUCUUCGACACGGGCGACACCGUUGGCGUGCGGCUGCGCGCGAGAAAGCCUGCUGUGUAUACAAUUCUGGGGCGGUCGACCGUGGACAUCAUCAAGUCGCGCGGGUACAAGCUCUCUGCGCUGGAGAUCGAGGCGACGCUGCUUGCGCGCAACGACCUGUUUUACGAGAUGGCUGUUGUUGGCGCCGCGGACGCUGUGCAGGGUGAGAGCGUUGUGGCGGUUGUUGCGAUGCAGCCGGAGGCGGCGAGGGCGCGCGGCAUCGCGUUUGGCAAGGGCGCCGCGUGGUGCGAGUCUGCAGCGGUGACGGAAGAGCUGAAAAAGGUUGCCCUGCAGCUACUGGCGCCGUACAAGUGCCCGUCUCGGUACAUUGUCGUGCCGGAGAUCCCGCGCAACGCAACGGGCAAGGUGAACAAGAAAGAGUUGAAGAAGGUGCUGAGUCUUCCGUGA